Messenger RNA from Camarhynchus parvulus, 1670 nucleotides. It is a transcript of the gene MROH1, whose product is annotated as maestro heat like repeat family member 1. The record is from RefSeq and is a predicted model, not a curated record. NCBI's taxonomy places the organism in Eukaryota, Metazoa, Chordata, Aves, Passeriformes, Thraupidae. Gene Ontology annotation, cellular component: cytoplasm. The transcript is spliced from 10 exons. The coding region runs from base 1 to 1230 and encodes 409 amino acids. Gene Ontology annotation, molecular function: protein binding.
AUGGGGGAAACAGUGGGAAUAUGUGGGAAACGGGAUUCCCUGGUGCGGCUGCCCCGGGGCCUGCAGGGCCGGGACAGGGCCGGCCUGCAGCCCUGCAGCUGCGCGGUGCAGACGCUGAAGGCGAUGCUGGCGCGGGCCGGGAACGACGACGUCGUCCAGGACGUGGGAAGCGCCGGGGGCUGGGAAUUGAUGGAAAUUCCCGAGCGGCACCACGACGGAAUCGCCCUCCUGGCCAGGGCGAUGGCUCGGCUCUGCGGGCCCCGGCUGCCGCCGAUCGUCCGGAGCCUCAUCCCGGUGCUGGGAAGCGCCUUGGAAUGCCAGAGGGUGACCAGCAGCGCCUUCCUGGCCGAGCUCCUCAACCACAACGUGGUGAACGACCUGGUGCUGCUGGAGCCGAUCCUGGACGCGCUGAAGGCUCUGGAGAAGGAUUCCUGCCUCCUGGUGCGGGUCCUGGCGCUCCGCGGGCUCGGCAACGUGGCCUCGGGAUCCCCGGAACAGAUCCGGAGGCACGGCUCGCAGCUGCUGGCCUCCAUGGUCAACGGCAUGGACGACAAGGACGAUCCCAACAAUCUGCUGGCGCUGGAGGCCAUGUCCAGCCUCUCCAAAAUCCUGGAUCACCUGGAAGAGCGGGACGUGCAAUCCAUGCUGCUCCGUGUCGCCAUCCGCAUCCGGCCCUUCUUCGACAGCGAGCACGCGCAGCUCCGGCACUCCUCCAUCCUCCUCUUCGGGAACCUGUCCCGCUUCAGCCGCUCCGACUCCGAGGUUUUCUCGGAGCAGAUCCUCAACGGGCUCGUGACGCUCCUGCUGCACCUGCAGGACCCCCAGCCCGACGUGGUCAAGGCGUGCAAGUUCGCGCUGAGGAUGUGCGGGCCCAGCCUGGGCUGCGAGGGGCUCCGGGAAAUGUUCGGGAAUCACCUGCGGGAAGAGCGGGGGCUGCACUACGGGGAGUUCAUCAACGACGCCGCCAAGUUCCUGAUGCGCAGCCACCCCGCGCUCCUGAGCCGCCUCAUCUCCACCAACCUCUUCUACUUCAAGAGCCCCUGGCGGGAGCUGCGUGCGGCGGCGGCCAUGUUCGUCGGGUUCCUGGUGCUCCACAUGGACGAGGAGCAGGGCCAGCAGGUGGACCUGGACCAGCUCAUCUCCGCCCUGCAGUUGCUCCUCAAGGAUCCGGUUCCCGCUGUGAGGGUCAAGGUGGCCGAGACCCUGGGACGCCUCGUCCGCCUCCUCUGAAUCCCAGAAUUCCCGGAAUUCCCGAAAUUCCCGGGAAUUCCCAGCUCUGAGACCCCGGGAUGCCUCACCUGCCUCCUCUGAAUCCCGGAAUUCCCAAAAUUCCCGGGAAUUCUUGGGAAUUCCCAGCUCCGAGACCCCGGGAUGCCUCAUCUGCCUCCUCUGAAUCCUGGAAUUCCCAAAAUUCCCGGGAAUUCCGGCUCUGCUCAGCAAUACCCCGGGGCAUCCCAAUCCAUGGGAAAAGUCUUCCAUCACCUUCAUCCUCAAGGGGCAAAGAAAAGUGGAAAAACGGCCGGAAUCCGGGAUGGGAUCCGUUCCCACCCCUCCAUCCUCCAUCCCCCAUCCCUCUCUGCUGCUUCCCGGUGGAUAACGGGAUCCGUUCCCAAAAUUCCCACCGGGAAUUCCCUCCUGUACAGAGACCGAUUUUUAAAUAAAGCUUCUGG